Thermothielavioides terrestris NRRL 8126 is the source of this 1785-nucleotide messenger RNA. RefSeq lists its product as uncharacterized. Lineage: Eukaryota; Fungi; Ascomycota; Sordariomycetes; Sordariales; Chaetomiaceae. The record is from RefSeq and is a predicted model, not a curated record. The coding region runs from base 1 to 1785 and encodes 594 amino acids. The transcript has 5 exons.
AUGUGGACGAAGAUCCGGUCAUCGCUCCUGGCCCUCGCGGCGGCCACCCUCGCGCUAGCGGGGCCCAACUGCCCUCCGCUCGGCCCCGUGUACGAGAAGCCGAACAACUUCAACACCAGCUCGGCGAUGAAGGCAGCCCUUGCCAACCUGACGGCUGCGCUGACGGCAUGGGACCAAAACAACUCGUCGGCCGUGCGCGCCGACAUCACCAGCUACAGCAUCGAGGUUUUCAGCACGAGCAAGGACCACCCGGUCAUCUUCAGCUGGCACCACACCGCGCCCAGCAACAGCUCCACCAACAGCACGGCCGUGGGCGUGUCCAAGACGGACGGCGACACGGUGUACCGGCUAGGCAGCCUCAGCAAGAUCUUCACGGUGCUGACGUGGCUGGCGCAGGACGGCGACGCCAAGUGGAACGACCCCAUCACCAAGUACGUGCCGGAGCUGGCGGCGGCGGCGGACGGGCGGGCCAAGCGUGAUCCGGUCGCGAACGUGCCGUGGGACGAGGUCACGAUCGCGGCGCUGGCCGGGCAGCUGUCGGGAGCCAUUCGGGAUUACGGCCUGAUGAGCGAGGUCACGCAGGAGAUGAACCUGACCGAGGCGGUCAGUUUGGGGUUUCCGCCGCUGAACAGCUCCGACCCCAUGCUGCCCAAGUGUGGCGAGUGGCCGCAGUGCAACAGGACCGAGUUCUUUAACGGCCUGCUGCGCGCGUACCCGUCCUUCGCGCCCUUCACCACGCCCGCUUACACCAACACGGGCUUCCAAAUCCUGGCGUACGCGCUCGAGAGCAUCAAGGGCAAGAGCUUCGAGGCCAUGAUGCAGGAGAGCAUCCUCGAGCCGCUGGGGCUGAAGCACACGUACUACCGGAACGCGCCGGCCGAGGAGGGCAUCAUCCCGGGGGGCAACCGCAAGGCCGCCGAGUGGGACUACCAGUUGGGAGACGAAGAUCCUGCCGGCAACAUGUACUCGUCCGUCAGCGACAUCUCGGCGCUCGGGCGGGCGAUCCUUUCGUCGGCGCUGGUGCCGCCCGUGGUGACGCGGCGAUGGCUUAAGCCGGCCGUCAUGUCGUCGGAGCUGAUCGCCGGCGUGGGCUACCCGUGGGGCAUCCGGCGCGUGGUGGUGCCGUACGCCAACGGCAAGCGGGUCGUCGACGCGUUCAACAAGGCCGGCAACAUCGGCUACUACUCGUCGCUGCUGGUGCUGCUGCCGGACUACGACGCCGGCUUCGUCAUCCUGGCCGCCGGCGAGGCCAUCCCCGGCAACAACAACUUCAACCUGGCCGACGUGGUGGGCGCGAGGCUGGUGCCGGCGCUCGAGGCGGCCGCGCGCGAGCAGGCCGACGCCAAGUUCGCGGGCCAGUACAUCGACGAGGAUGCCGGGGCCAACUCGUCGCUGCGGCUGACCACGCAGGCCGACCGGCCCGGGCUCGGCAUCGAGGGAUGGGUCAGCAACGGCACCGAUAUGCAGACCAUCGCCGUCGUGCUGCAGGGCGGCUACGCGCCCGUCAACCCGAGCAUCCGGCUGUACCCGACGGGGCUCGAGACGGCGCGGCCCGACGGCAGCAGGCGGGUCGCCUACAAGGCCGUGUUCGAGGACCUGAACUUGCCGGCGAGGGACCCGGCCACCAGCAUGUUCUCGACCGACUGCGGCACCUGGGUGUCCUUCACGGGCGUCACGUACGGCACGCAGCCGCUGGACCAGUUCGUCUUCGAGAUCGAUGAGACGGGGGCUGUGGUCAGCAUCGAGAAUCUUGCGCUGAGGUCGGUCAUGAAGAAGCGGAGGUAG